This is a messenger RNA of Australozyma saopauloensis, 1224 nucleotides long. It is a transcript of the gene YHB1, whose product is annotated as Yhb1p. Gene Ontology annotation, cellular component: intracellular anatomical structure. The record is from RefSeq and is a predicted model, not a curated record. Gene Ontology annotation, molecular function: FAD binding; oxygen binding; heme binding. The transcript has a single exon. Bases 1 to 1224 code for a protein of 407 amino acids. Lineage: Eukaryota; Fungi; Ascomycota; Pichiomycetes; Serinales; Metschnikowiaceae. Gene Ontology annotation, biological process: nitric oxide catabolic process; cellular response to nitrosative stress.
AUGAGAUUCAACAAUAACCUCUCUAAGACCUUCAAAUCAUUAACCAGGUCAUUCUCCCUUACUAGAUCCAACAUGGCCACUGCUCCUCAAGUCUACACUAUCAAAGAGCUCACCGAUGCUCAAAAGAACUACAUCAAGGCCUCUGUGCCUGUGUUGGAGCUGUCUGGACUUGACUUGACCAAGCAAUUCUACAACUACAUGCUUGACAACUACGACGAAGUGAAGCCAUUCUUCAAUGCUUCCAACCAGGUGACAUUCAAGCAGCCAAAGGUUUUGGCCUUUGCCUUGCUUAACUACGCCAAGAACAUCGACGACUUGACUCCAUUGCACGACUUCGUUGAACAGAUCGUCGUGAAGCACGUCGGUUUGCAAGUGAAGGCCGAGCACUACCCUAUUGUCGGUAACUCCCUUAUUACCACCAUCAAGAACCUCUUGGGCCCAGAAGUCGCCACCGAGGAGUUUGUUGAUGCUUGGGUGACCGCUUACGGAAACUUGGCUCAGAUCUUGAUUGAUGCCGAGCAUUCCUUGUACCAAAAGCAGCCAUGGCAAGGAUUCAGAGAGUUCACUGUCACCAAGUUGGUGGACGAGUGCGCUGACGUUAAGUCCGUUUACUUCACCCCUAAGGAUGGUGGUAAGAUCGGCAUGCCAUUGUCUGGUCAAUACUUGGGUUUCAGAUUUAUCACUGAGGACUCUGACAUUCAGAAGUCCAGAGAGUACUCUAUCUCUGACAUUCCACACAACAACGAAUACAGAAUCUCCGUCAGAAAGGUCGGCGAUGGUGUCGUUUCUUCUCACAUCCACGAGAAGUUGAAGACUGGUGACACCAUUCUUGUCGCUCCUCCUGCCGGUAGAUUGAUUUACCAAGAGACCGACAAGGACAUGGUCAUCUUUGCUGGAGGUAUUGGUAUCACACCUUUGGUUUCCAUCAUCGAGAAGGGUUUGGCUGACAACAAGAGCGUUACUCUUCUUAACUCCAACAGAGGCGAGUCCCACCGUCCAUUUGGUGAGUGGAUGUCUGAGUUGAAGCUGAAGUACCCUAAGUUCACCGUCCAGGAGUACAUUGAGACCAAAUUGACACCUCAAGACAUCUCCAACUUGGAGCUUGCAAACAAGGAAGUUUACUUGCUUGGUCCAAGCAGCUACAUGAACUUCGUCAGAGAGGAGUUGGCAAAGAACUCCGUCCAAAAGGUUCACUCCGAGUACUUUGGCCCAACUGAGGUUUAA